AACGAAGUGUCGAUGGCAAACUUGCUAACUCUGCAAUGCUAGUUGUACCAUCAGUAAGCCAGUUUCUUUCAUACUAUCGUGUGACACUACCUGAUGGUCCAAGACAUCGUGACGCAAUCACCAUUGCUAUCCAGGAUAAAGAUGUCGAUGGAUUAUAUAUGAAUGGAAUGAAGCUGGAUGGCUUGAAAUGGAAUCCGAUCGGUGGAACAAGAUAUGUUUGGACAGUAAUAAGUUUAACGCAUCCACGCAUAUUUACAGUGUAUCAUGCUUCUACUGAAGUAAAAUUUGGUCUCCUUGCUUUUGUUUGGAAAGCACAGGCUACUUAUAUCUAUCCUGGGGGAUUUGGUCUACAUAACAAUUCAAAUGGUACAGCCAUGGACACUUUUCCGUCACGAGUGCCAACUCCUCAGUCUAGAUUCAUGCACUUACAUACAUGGCUGUCACGAGUGCCAUCAUAUCAGUCUAGGUUCAUGCGCAUUUCAAACAAUUAUGGGAAACAUUUCAUCGUUGGAUUUACGGCCCUGUAUGAUAACGAGCAAGAUGACUAUAUUGGAGUUACCAUCCUCGCCCCAUUUGACACAAUUGUAACGUUCUUUAGCAAUCAGUCCGGGAAUUUAUGGAACGAGACUGUCUAUGUCGAAGGAGGGAAACAUUUUGAACACAAAUUGCCUAUGAAGUUGCGAAUGAACGAAAAGCUAGGUCAUCUUCAGAAGGGCAUAGAAAUUUCAUCAACAAGAUACAUCUCACUGAUGUGCAGGAAUAGAAAUAACUAUGCAGCUGAUGGAUACUUGGUUUUUCCAACGAGAGCACUUGGUUUAAUUUAUGUUGUGGCAUCACAUUUGCCGUACUACACCAAAGCGAAUAUCGCCGUGAUAUCAGCACAUGACAACAACACAAUCCUUGUUUUUCUAAAAAAGAAUGCAGUUAUAGAGUAUCGUGGUCUCACGUUUGACAAAAAUCGACCAUUACUGAACAUAUUGCUAAAGCUUGAAAGACAUGAGGCGCUGUACAUUUCAGCAUCGUCAGAUUUAUCUGGGUCAGUAGUCAUUGCAACGAAACCAGUGAUGGUUAUAUCGAGCGUGGGAUAUUGGCAACGCUUUAAAUUUCUGGAAUCAUCCCUAUUACCUGUCUCGUUGUGGGGUCAUCGAUACAUUUUGACGAGUGCAGGAAGAAUGAAUAAAGGUGGUGAUACUUUUCGAAUUUUCGCUUACGAAAAUAACACCGCUGUUAAAACCGCUAAGUGGACCAAAGUCUUAUCAUCCGCGACCUAUGCAGAAUUGAUAUUAGGGCAUGAUUACGCAUCGUAUGUGAACUGCAGUAAACCAUGUCAAGUAGUUCAAUACAUCGAACAACGAAGUGUCGAUGGCAAACUUGCUAACUCUGCAAUGCUAGUUGUACCAUCAGUAAGCCAGUUUCUUUCAUACUAUCGUGUGACACUACCUGAUGGUCCAAGACAUCGUGACGCAAUCACCAUUGCUAUCCAGGAUAAAGAUGUCGAUGGAUUAUAUAUGAAUGGAAUGAAGCUGGAUGGCUUGAAAUGGAAUCCGAUCGGUGGAACAAGAUAUGUUUGGACAGUAAUAAGUUUAACGCAUCCACGCAUAUUUACAGUGUAUCAUGCUUCUACUGAAAUAAAAUUUGGUCUCCUUGUUUUUGUUUGGAAAGCACAGGCAACAUAUAUCUAUCCUGGGGGAUUUGGUCUACAUAACAAUUCAAAUGGUACAGAUAUAAAUGAAUGUGAAUCUGGAACAAAUUACACAUGCCAAAAAGGAGCAUCUUGUAUAAGUACCGAUGGAUCAUUCAAUUGCGUUUGUAACAUCGGUUACACUUAUAAUGGAGUAACGUGUGCAGAUAUCGACGAAUGCACUUUCAAACACGAUGUUUGUGGUAAUUCAAGAAUAUGUUUAAAUAAUCCCGGCUCAUAUUCCUGUGGUUGUCCAAAUGGAUACACUGGAGAUGGUGUGGUUUGUAACGAUAUAAAUGAAUGUAAACUUGGAACCGACUCAUGCGAGAAGGGUGCAGAGUGUAUUAAUGUCAAUGGAUCGUUCAUUUGUGUUUGUAGCAACGGCUACAUUCGCGAUGGAUCAACUUGUAAAGAUAUAAAUGAAUGUAAAAUUGAAACUGACUCAUGCGAAAAGGGUUCAGAGUGUUUUAAUACCAAUGGAUCGUUCAUUUGUGUUUGUAGCAUCGGCUACAUUCGCGAUGGAUCAACUUGUAAAGGUAUAAAGUUUGCUACGCAGUAAUUACCUUUAAAUAAUAAUUAUAAAGCCACCAUUUCUUUAAUGGUAAGUAUAAAGCUACUAAACUCGGAACCUUAGAAUGUUGUAUUUCAGCUUUCAGAAAUUAUUCAUUAUUAGUCGGACUUGAACAUUCAGCGUUAGAAGAAUGUUCGAUUACUUACUGUCGCUUAUUAGAUAACCUAAUAAGUCCAGGUUAA
Molecule: messenger RNA, 2434 nt
Organism: Dendronephthya gigantea
Lineage: Eukaryota; Metazoa; Cnidaria; Anthozoa; Malacalcyonacea; Nephtheidae
Exons: 8
Coding region: 36-2240 (734 amino acids)
Molecular function (GO): calcium ion binding
Source: RefSeq, a predicted model, not a curated record